Messenger RNA from Tribolium castaneum (red flour beetle), 1101 nucleotides. RefSeq lists its product as uncharacterized. Lineage: Eukaryota; Metazoa; Arthropoda; Insecta; Coleoptera; Tenebrionidae. Gene Ontology annotation, molecular function: cyclin binding; ubiquitin conjugating enzyme binding; ubiquitin protein ligase activity. Gene Ontology annotation, cellular component: cytosol; ubiquitin ligase complex; nucleus. The transcript has a single exon. The record is from RefSeq and is a predicted model, not a curated record. The coding region runs from base 1 to 1083 and encodes 360 amino acids. Gene Ontology annotation, biological process: proteasome-mediated ubiquitin-dependent protein catabolic process; protein polyubiquitination; protein monoubiquitination.
AUGGACAAAAUUUUCUACAAAUCUGUAAUACUAGAAAUCAGGCCGCGUUUGCAGUCCGUCAACGUCCUAAUCAACUUGAUAUCGCCCCUCGAGGUCAGCAAAAUAUCCCUCAAUGAGGACAGUUUCCAGAUACUUGUGGACGAACACGUCCAUACUGUUUCUUGCAAAAAUUUAAAAAUCGUGGUUAAUUCGUUAAGCUCGUUGAUUGUUACGCAAACUUACAUUUCGUUCCGUUUUUCCACUGUUAACAGUUCGGACGACUGGGGCAGUUUCAAAACGGAGGUUUUAAAAACCGCAGGUUCAAAUGUGCCCACAAACCUCCAAAAUGUUUUUCUAAAAGUGGCAGUACCUUACGUACUUCAGUGUAAAAAUUGUUCGCAAAAUUUGAGCGAAAAUGUCAAGUUCGAGCGCGUUUUGCCCCUACCGUCGGAAAAUUCCGACUCAAGUGACUGGUUUUGUCACUCGCAUGGGGGCUCCAAUGUUGCUGUUUUAAAUCCGAAAGAAACCGAUGUUUUUUAUGGCUCUUGUUACUGUCAUUUAAGCAAACCAUUGGUGAGGAAUGUGAUAGAAAGUGAGAAAGUCGUGGUUUGUAAGAGGUGUCUCUCGUGGUUAGGGCUUUUGAAAAAUUCCGAAACCUUCAAAUUUUGGUUUAACACAGUCGCGUUCAAGGACGGAAGUGUAGUUCAUAGUACGUCGCCACUUGGUGAUACUUUUGCUGCUUUAAGGGAGGUUCUGAACAGCAUUCUUUUCAAUACUGCGAAAAUUGUUCUUUGUUGCCAAAGCGGUAAAAAACAAAACGAUUACAUCCUUCUCUGGAUUUUGGAAAAACAGUUAAAUGUACAGCUUGGCGUGAAAGAUUGUAAAGUGGCCAAAGUGUUGUUUAAAUACGAAAAUAACAAGAACGAAAUUGUUAAAAAGUGGAUGGAAGACAGCAAUGUUGUGAGUAUUGACAUUUCCAAACCUAUGACUGUUGAACUUUUGAAGCAUCUCUACAAAUUCAAUAAAAUAUUCCCAAAGGAGUUUAGUGAAUCUAAUAAUUUUUAUAUUUCUUAUUUAAUGAUGUACGAACAUGGCGAAAAAUAAAUUUUGUAGAAAAAAAUG